AUUUAAACUUAAAUGAACAAAUACAAUCAGAAUAUUACAUUUAAUUAAUGAUAUAAUUCUAUAAUUUACGAACUACAGAUGUCAUCCGAGGUAUUUUUUGAUAGAGAUGGCCGAGGAAUUCCGAAUGAAUAAUAUGUUCCAGUCAAAAAAAUAGCCUAGAGUACCAGUCUAUGCGAUAGUGACGUCAUUGACUUUGAUCAGAGCGGCUGAUUGAUAGAGACUAUAAUGGCUGCGCCCAAGUUCAACGUGAUACUGGGUUCAGAAACUGGAUUUUUGAAAGGAAUUAACACUUCAAAAGACAUUUGGAGGAAUUUCAAUGCAAUAGAAGUCCCACAAAAAUCCAACGAAAUAAUUUCUCUAAACUGGAUUGCAGGAUCUGAGUCGAAAUUAAGCGUUGGUUCAAGAGACAAACGAGUUGCAAUUUUUGACAUCGACAAUUUCUACUUUAGCGAAUAUGAACUUUUCAAUAGUGGUGACGGCGACUUGAAAUCCGCGAUGAAAAUAGACAAAAAGACAUUUGUUGGUUUGGAAACAGGUUCAUUAUCUGUAUGGAGUGACGGUGAAAUAGUACAAAGCAUCGAGACGGGUAUGAAUUUGUCAUGCAUGGCAUUGAAUGGUAAUGGAAACAAUAUAUUAGGGACAGGUGGUAAAGAGUCAGAGCUGAAACUUUGGGACCUUAAUAAUGAUUUAAACCAGCCACGUUUUGAGGCGAAAAAUGUACGCAAUGACUGGCUUAACUUGCGAGUGCCAGUGUGGGUUACUGGAAUUGAAUAUUUGGACAGCAGUAAAGUUAUUACUUGCACAGGACAUCACCAAGUGCGUGUGUAUGAUCCUUCAGUUCAGAGAAGGCCCGUUCUGGACAUGACUUGGGAUGAGUACCCACUCACAGCCAUGUCUCUCUACCAUGACAACCAAGUCAUAGUUGGAAACACACAGGGAAAUAUGGCUCUCCUAGACCUCAGAAAGGGAAAAUUAAUACAUCAGUUUAAAGGUUUUGCGGGUUCUAUUAGGUCAUUGAAGUGCAACAGUUCACAAUCAGUGGUUGCAUCUUGUGGUUUGGAUAGGUUUUUAAGGCUGCAUGAUGUAAACACAAAGCAGUUGCUGUAUAAGAAAUAUAUGAAAUCAAGAUUGAACUGUUUGCUAAUGACGAAACAGAACUGGAAAGAUUUUGGUGAUGAAGAAGUGCAGGAUGGUGUACCAGUUGACGCUGAUAGCAGCAAACAGGCUGACAACGAUGAUGACAUCUGGGAUCACAUGGAAGUGGUGAAAACCAGAACUGUUAAAAGACAUUUAAAAGACGAAGGAGAAAACUUCAAGCAAAAUAAAUACAAGAAAUCAACAAAGAAAAUGUAAAUUGAGUUCAUUGAGUGAAGUAACUGACAAAAGUUUUAGUUAAUCGAUUAAAGCUACACUCUCACAGACUCACCGUUUGAUAACUUGUUUAUUUUUGUCUUGGAAUGUGUGUUUUUCAUAUUUAACAGUUAAGAAAAAUAAAAUUUUCGGCAAUUUCCAAACAUUUGAGAGCUAUUCUAUUGCAAGUUAUAUAACAUGACUGAAUUAAAGUUAUUGAUGCCAAAAUAAGCAGAUUCUGCGACAAUGUUUUAAAAAAAAAAGAGUCAAUUUGUUAGAGUGCAACUUUAAAAGAAAUGAAGGAGUAAACAAAAUCUGAUAUUUAUCAAGUUAGCCUAACAAACUAUGUAGCAAGAGGAAGACUGUACUGUACAGAAUCUAAACUAUGUGGCAACACAAAAGAUACUGCACAGAAUUUUAACUUUGUAGCACCAUUUAAGAUACAGUACAGAAUGUAAACUUUUGGCAAAACUAAGGCCACAAUUCAUAAAUAGGUUGUUUGAUU
This is a messenger RNA of Mya arenaria, 1855 nucleotides long. RefSeq names its product WD repeat-containing protein 74-like. The record is from RefSeq and is a predicted model, not a curated record. Bases 226 to 1353 code for a protein of 375 amino acids. Gene Ontology annotation, molecular function: protein binding. Gene Ontology annotation, cellular component: nucleolus; preribosome, large subunit precursor. The transcript is spliced from 2 exons. Gene Ontology annotation, biological process: ribosomal large subunit biogenesis. NCBI's taxonomy places the organism in Eukaryota, Metazoa, Mollusca, Bivalvia, Myida, Myidae.